Molecule: messenger RNA, 675 nt
Organism: Verruconis gallopava
Lineage: Eukaryota; Fungi; Ascomycota; Dothideomycetes; Venturiales; Sympoventuriaceae
Exons: 3
Coding region: 1-675 (224 amino acids)
Source: RefSeq, a predicted model, not a curated record
AUGAAAGACUGCAAGGCGAAUUCAUCCGGUUCGCCGCCGCAGGCAAGGACAGUGCCCGGGACUCCCAUCAAGGUUAGAGUGAGUGAGGGACAGGGAACUGGCACAGCACUGCUGGGUGAUGGUACUGGGGAGGAAAUCGAGGAUGAGGACGAAGACGACCGUGUGGAUGCAGCAGAUGUUACAGACGAUACAGAGAUUGAAGAGGUAGAAAGGAGCGAUGAGAUGGAGCUGAACGACGAUGAAGAACUGGCCGAAGAGGUAAAGCUAGACGAUGAAGUGAGAACAAUCGAGGACGUAGAAACCACUGAAGAUGUCGAGCAAGCGGAUGACGAAGAGCGGGAUGAGUCGGUCGAAGAUACGGUGCUAAACACCGAACUUGUCGAGACUGAAUUUGUCGAAGACGCCGGACUUGUUGAGGACACUGAACUUGUAGAGGUCACUGAAUUUGUAGAGAUUAUUGAAUUUGUGGAGGACAUUGAACUGUUCAACGACACUGAGCUCGCUGAAGAGGCCGAAUUUGGCGACAGAGCGGAGCUUAGCGAAGAUGACGAGCUGAAGGAGCCAGACAAUGAGGUGAACACGCCUGUCGAGGACGAGAUUGAGGACAAGGACGAAGACAAUAUUGACGAAGGGGACAGGGAAGAUCCACUGGAAACCGAGGACGAGGAGCCGUAG